UUGCGAUCAUGGACGGUGUCGCGUCAAGAGUGUUGUGAGUGUGUAAAUAGUUUGUAAAAAUAAUUAUCUAUUACAAAAUGUAAAUAAUACGUUCAAAUUUUACAAUUUCCCUUCAAUUGAUACAAGCAAAAAGUUUUUGUAGUGGAUGACUUUCUCAGGAAAAAAUAUAUAUUUAUUUCAAAAUUUUACCUGAAACUUGUGACUUUUACCUUUUUAUUUCCUUGACAAAGGAAUAAAAGGUCUGGCUGCAUUAUUCUCAGGCUGACUUCACUCUAUGGGGGAGUAAUUAAAAAAAGGUUAUGACAAACAUCGAGUAUAACUUUCAGUGAAAUGGAGUCCCAUUGUGAUGAGGUGACAGCUGUGGAUUCAAAAAAUAUUAAAAUAUUAAAUGAUUACUGUCUUAUUCAUAUUUUUGAAUAUUUGACAGUUGAUGAUAAACUCAAUGCAGAGGAAGUUUGCAAGAGAUGGAAAGAAUUGUGUGAGAAAGCAUGGUGUCAUUAUCAAUUUAGAAAACUCUCAUUAAAUCACAAAUCAUGGAAUUUACCGUGUGGUUUAUUUCGUGAUUACAAUACAACGAGAAAAAUUUUAAUGCGAUUGUCACGUUACAUAACAUCGAUUGAUUUAAGUCGUCAAUUUCCAAUUGGAAUACAACAGGAAAUAAGUGUAAAAUUUCUAUGCGAUGUUUUGGAAAGUUGCAAUAAAAUUGAUACACUAUUUUUAACAUAUCCAUUUAAUACGGACAAUGAUAAAAUGAAUGAAUUAAUAAAAUGCAUAAAAUAUUAUGCGCCACAAUUAAUGAAAUUUGGCUAUGCACAUCAAUCAAUGAUUCUCACCGAUGAAAUGCUAUUCUAUUUACUAUCAUUGAUGAAGAAUUUAAAAUUAUUCUUCAUUGACAGUAUUAUUGGCGAUGAUUUUAUCGAGCAUUUACCACUUGAAUCACUCGAGGAAAUAAUUAUGGAAAAUUGCGGUCAUAUUGAACUCAAUCCAUUGUUAGAUGUUUUGCAAAAAUCCACAAAGUUGCAUACAUUUUGCUCGAGCGGUUUAACAGCCGGUGACCGAUUAAAUUUCUCCGCUGAUUCUCCAAUUAAAAAUUUGGGAAUCACGAUGUCGUUUUCGUCAAAUAAUCUUUUGUGGUCAUUGUCAGUUUAUCAAUUGAAAAAUAUUGAGAAAUUAAAUAUCGAAUUGAACGACAAUGUGAAUGAUGAAUUUCUCUACAAUUUAUCAGCGUAUUGUAAAAAACUUACUUUCCUCAACUUCAGUGGUUGUCAAAGUGUAACGGACGAGGGAACGAGACGUUUAAAAACAUUACCAAAUUUAACUUAUUUAGCAUUAGGAGGAAUAAGUAAUAUAAGUGGUAAAUAUUUUGGCAUAAUAUCGCAAUUAGAAGUAAUGGAUUGUAGAAAUUGUUCGAAUAUUACCGACGAAUCAUUAACUGGAAUUAUUCGUAACGCGAAUAAUUUAAAAAUACUCACUCUCAGUGGUUGUUCAUUGAUAAGUAAUGGACUAAUACAAACUGCAAUAAAUGCAACGAGACGUCGUGAAAAUGGUAUUAUUUUAUAUAUUUCCAUUGAUCGAACAUCAAUAAAAAUCAAGGAAAUAAAUAAUGAAUCGCCAAUGCUUAUUCUCAAGCAAAUGAUACAUUAUGCUGUCGAUUGUACGAGUAAUUAUAAUGGUUAUUUUCCAACAAUUUACGAUUUUUACCAUAUCACCAUGUCAAAGGGUAAAUACGAAUCAAAACGAAUUCGUUCGUAUUUGAAAAUUAAUUGAAGAAGAGAAAAUUGGGAGGAGAAAAGAAAAUAAUUAUAGGAGAAAGAAUUUUUAAAGAUGAGACUGAAAUUUUUGUACAUUUUGUACAAGGCAUAAUAUUUUUUUUUUUAUUAAGUAAUUUACAAUCUUGGAAAUUUUUACCUCUAGUGUAAAAAUUUCCAUAUUUUACCCUAGGUUUGCUUUUUACCUUUUUUUUUGAAAACACUUUUCUCGAAAAUUCCUUUUUUUUUCAUUAAAAAAAAAGAAGAAGUUUUUGUAGAACAUUUUUAAUUUAGUGCAAUUGAAU
This is a messenger RNA of Leptopilina heterotoma, 2053 nucleotides long. RefSeq lists its product as uncharacterized. The transcript has 6 exons. The record is from RefSeq and is a predicted model, not a curated record. Lineage: Eukaryota; Metazoa; Arthropoda; Insecta; Hymenoptera; Figitidae. Gene Ontology annotation, molecular function: protein binding. Bases 331 to 1767 code for a protein of 478 amino acids.